Molecule: messenger RNA, 1774 nt
Organism: Colletes gigas
Lineage: Eukaryota; Metazoa; Arthropoda; Insecta; Hymenoptera; Colletidae
Product: GILT-like protein C02D5.2
Exons: 4
Coding region: 831-1550 (239 amino acids)
Molecular function (GO): oxidoreductase activity, acting on a sulfur group of donors, disulfide as acceptor
Source: RefSeq, a predicted model, not a curated record
CAAAAUAAAUGAUUCAAAUAUUUUGUACGGGGGUACGUAAACAGUGUACCGUUCCUAGUAACAUUUGAAAAAACGGUCACCGUUUACACUGUUUUCAUACACAUCGUCGUGUAUAUCGAGGUAGAAAACAAUUUCGUUUUUUAACACUAGAGUUACGGAAGCUGUCGAUUUGACGGACAACAGAUUCCAUAUUUAAAAUUGUAGAACGCGUAAAUAUUAUUUUUUAACAAAUUACGUUGAAUUUGUUUGAUGCAAUGGUACGAAUACAUAUUCUAAUUAAAAGAAAAAUCGUAGUUUAAGGUAAACGUCAACACGAAAGGUAUCAAUAAAUAUACGUGCGAUCAAUGGCCCGUAAAUGUAGCGAAGAGUUCAAAAUCGCAAUCGAGGAAGGUUGGAAUUGCAUUGCAAGGAAGUGUUUAAAAAUUUACCUAAAAAUCUGUUGGAAGUCAUAAAAAAAAGGAAGAUUCGCACGCUACUAAGAUUUGAGUAAAACACCUCCAUUUUCCUUCGUGUCCUAUCAUUUUGCCGCAUCCGUUUUUCACAUAAAUAGAUAUACCUUCCGGAGAACGGUGUAAACAGUAACUGGUUUCUCGCAUGUUAUUAAGGAUGGUACACUGUUUAGAUACAUCUGUACAAAGUGUUCGAAUACAUCAUCGAUUCCGAGAAAUCCGAAAAACCGAGGGCUGCCAUAUAAUUUUUGUUGCGGAGUGUACAUCCAUAACCAUUGCAAUGUUACACGAUUGAGAUUUCUCUUACUUGUUCGAAAUUGUUACGUCAUAAGUAAAAUUCUUCCGCAGCAUCGUCGUAGUAGUUUUUUACGGUUACGGAUAAUGGGAUUAGGAAGUUUCCGAUGGAGGAUACUAUUGAUUAUUAUAUCAGCCUUGCUUCUUUGGCAGUCGUCGAAAGUUUGGCUAAAUUUCACGCAGGAGAAAUCUAUCAUAGAAGCACAGCUUCAGGAGAACCAACCGGUAACGUUAAGUCAAAAAGAUGAGCGGGUCACUCAGAAAGUUCAUGUCGCAGUGUACUAUGAAGCGUUGUGUUCAGAUUCACGUAAUUUCUUCGUUAAACAAUUGUUACCGACGUAUCACAGGAUUCCAGAUAACGUACAAGUGGAAUUAAUACCUUAUGGGAAAGCUACAACAGCAAAAACGGAAAAUGAUUAUGAAUUCAUGUGCCAACAUGGACCUACAGAAUGCGAAGCAAACAUUAUUCAUGCAUGUUCUAUAGAUAUCAUAAAAAAUGUAUCUAUUCAGUUAGAGUAUUUAUCUUGCAUGAUAAAAAAUAACAUAGAACCAGUGAAUAUUAUGAGAACUUGUGCGAAAAAGAUGAAUAUAGACCAUAAUAGCAUUCUCAAGUGUUCCGUUGGAGCGAAAGGCAAGGAGCUCCUAGCUAAACAUGGAGAAUUAACGAAUUCUUUAACACCAAGAGUUGUAUUUAUACCAACUGUGGUACUCGAUGAAAAUUCUGAAAACCAGGCGAAAAUAUUAAAAAAUUUGCUGCAAGAAGUGUGUCUACAUCUUAAAGUCAUGCCAGAAGGUUGUACAGUGUAAAAACAUGUUAAAUAUUUAUGAAACAUAUCCUUCUGACAUAUUCAUGAAAUACAUUAUUUUUUACACAACUUUUUACGUGUAUAACGAGUAUUGAAAUUUUCCCAAAAAUUACCUCGAAAUUGUAAUUGAAAACCUUUAAUUUUUACCUAUAUUAAAUAUGCAUCAAGUAAUUGCACAUAAACUUUGUAUAACGAUACGAACUAUUUUAUGAAAAAAUUAAUAUA